Puccinia graminis f. sp. tritici CRL 75-36-700-3 is the source of this 420-nucleotide messenger RNA. RefSeq lists its product as uncharacterized. NCBI's taxonomy places the organism in Eukaryota, Fungi, Basidiomycota, Pucciniomycetes, Pucciniales, Pucciniaceae. The transcript has 3 exons. The coding region runs from base 1 to 420 and encodes 139 amino acids. The record is from RefSeq and is a predicted model, not a curated record.
AUGAAGGCAACCUUCUUCAUGGCCAUCCUGUUUGUGACCAUUACAUCCAGCGCCGCCAUUCCUGCAGAAAAGGCCGGGGACCCAGCCGCCAAGGCGCCCGUCCCAGCCCCUUCGAAGACUAACCCGCCAUCCCAAAAGGGCAUCCCUCCACCGCAAAAGGGCUCGCCCCCAGCACAAAAUGUUGUCACUCCUCCAGCACAAAAUUCCACCCUCCCAGGCGGAUCCAUUUGGGGCUGUGAUGACGCUAAGGUCAAAGGAGUCGUCUUCUCUUUCCGCGGAUGCGAAGUUGAAUAUGAGGUCACCGAUGCCCCAAAGAAAGGCGAUUGUCCUAGCAAGAAAGUCCGUCGAUGCUGCAACAUGAAAGCUUCCAUGGCAGUCUCGUACGGAGGAAACUGCAUCCCGGCAGCCAAGCAAACUUGA